UUUUUCCCCCCCCUUUCUUUUUUUUAUGCGGGUUAAUAAACAGGCCGGCGCUGCAAUUUAUGAAUCUGCCCUUGUAUAUGGCGGACGAAUUUUUCCAGAGGAGGGGACCGCAACAUUAACAGACUGUGCAGCGCGCGCGCGCAUAGCUUGCACGGACCCCUUAAAUCUCGUCAAAAUUCACAACUUAAUGCGCCAUUAUGCUUUACUAAAAUGUAACGUAGCGGGUCGCGAAGGGGGGGAAGUGGCUACCUUCUUUUUUCCCCCCAUUCUUUUUCAUAAUUUGGAAUCUCAUAACUAAUUCACAAUUUUUGAGGAAGCAGUUUUGUGCAGUCACCUCUGGUCGGGGAGGGAGGAUUUCAGGAGAGGGUGUCUGUUUCGCCUGAGCUGCAUCGUUUUGGAGAAGGAAAGGCACAGAGGAGGGAGAAUCAUGAGUGCACCUGAAGCACCCCAACCUUUAAAGGAACUAGCAGAUGGGGGGAGUGUAGCCACCGAUGCUUCAGCUAAGAGCUCCAGUCCGCCGCCCGUUGCCGUGAAAAAGGAGCCUGGAACCUCAGAGACGAGCAAUGGAAAAAUCGGGGAACCCAAUCCAGCAGAGAUCUGCGUUGUGAUUGGAGGAAAUGACAGAGGAUCAAAUGGAGGGGGAUCUCGCAGAGCUCAGGCCGAGGGUAUGUUUGCCCUUGGCACUCCUCCUCCAACGAAGAGCACAGACUCGUGCAUAGGUUCCUAUGUAUGUGCAGUAUGUGGCAAGAAGUACAAGUACUACAACUGCUUUCAGACACAUGUCAGGGCACACAGAGAAUCAGAGAGCAUGGUUGGAGAUGGUCUACCUCAGACACCCAACAGUAGCUUCCGUUACUCCUGUGAUAUCUGUGGAAAGAAGUAUAAGUACUACAGCUGCUUCCAGGAGCAUCGUGACCUGCAUGCUGUUGAUGAUCCAUAUGAACGGGUCGUGUUACCGGUAGAUGGCCUUAAAGAGGAGGAGCCAGUUGAACCCUAUCAGAAAAUUGGCCCCAAAACUGGCAGCUAUGUUUGUGAGUUUUGCGGGAAGCAGUACAAAUAUUUUAACCCCUACCAAGAACAUGUUGCUCUUCACACACCAAUGGGCUCAUUUGACAUUAAAGCAUCCCGGGCUCAGGAAUGUGGGAGUUUAGACAUGACCAAAUAUGGACAAAGCCAGGGUGCCAAAAUCAAAAACAGCCCAUUCAGGCGGAAACUGGAGAGUGCAAUCCAGUCUAGUCUGGUUGACACAAACAGUUCACAGAACUCAAGCGGAACACCGAGCCCUCUGGUGGCCACUACCUUCUCUACAGCACAAAAGCCCUACACAUGUGGUGCCUGUGGCAUCCAGUUCCAGUUCUACAACAACCUGCUGGAGCACAUGCAGUCGCACGCCGCUGAUAAUGAGAACCACACUAAGGGGGACUCCCCCAAAGCCUCCUCAGCCUCUGGUCCUCAGGAACAGCUGUGGAGAGCCUCCCAGCCUCAGGCCCUCCCCUCAGUUAAAAUACAGAUCCAGCCUCAAAGCAUCACCCAGAGAAACCAUGCCCUCAGCCAGAACAAUGGCCUUCCUGAGAAGGAGCGUCAGCAGGUGGCUGAGCGUCUGCUUCGAGUCAUGUGCACAGACCUGAGCAUGCUCAAUGUGCUCAACAGCAAGGACUUCCUGAAGCUGGCGCAAACCCUUGUAGACACAGGUGCUCGUCACGGCGCCUACUCCACCCGUGACGCUCUGGGCAACAUGAGCGCCCUGGCUCUGCGCCAGCUGCCCCGCAUGUACAACCAAGUGAAGGUCAAGGUCACUUGUGCUCUGGGCUCCAACGCCUCCCUCGGCAUCGCGGUAACCUGCCACUCCCAGACGUCUGGGCCCGAUGCCUGCUAUGUGCUCACCGCUUACCAGGUGGAGGGGUCAAAGCUGAAGCGCUAUGUGCUCGGCGUGAGAGAAGCUGAGCUGAGGGAAGGGCCCGAGCAGGUUCACCACUGGGUGCAGAACGUGCUGUCUGAGUUUGUCAUGUCAGACAUACGCACAGUGUAUGUCUCAGAGCCGCGGUUGUGGGCGGCUGGGUUUGCAGGAUCGCCCCUGGGAGGUGGCGGACGGGGAAGGAUAUGCCUACGAUGUGCAGGGUGCUCGCUUGGCGCCGUGGUUCAGGCCGUUCUGGGAAAGCGCAGCCUCCAGGCGCGAGGCCUUCACGAGUUAGCCGAGCUGCUCUCAACGUGCCGAGACAUCGCCUCUUCCACCACGCUGUCGCUUCGCGAGGAGCCGUAUUUGAACACAUCCACAAGCACAACCGAGGAAAGCGCACAAGGCACCGCCGCACAAUGCCCCACCCCCCCUUGCUGGGAUCGCUUGGCUGAAGCUCUGCUGCAGGUCCACUCGCACUUCGAGCACAUCUGUGAGGCCUACGGCCGCAGCAAGGCCACGGCUCCCCUCCUGCAGGGUCUCAACAAGCAUCUGCUGAGCACUCUGGCUUGCCUCCUGGCGCCUCUGCGGCUGGCGGCUCUGGAGCUGAGCAGCCAGAGGAGACCCACCUUACAGCUGGUGCUGCCAGUCUACCUACGCCUGGAGAAGUUUUUUACGUCUAAAGCCGGAGAGGCAGGAACCGGAACAGCCAGCAAGCUCUGCCAUUAUUUCCUUGAAGCGCUCAAGGAAAACUUCAAGGUAGAAAGAGCUCACCAGGUGGCCAUGGUCCUGGACCCUCAGCUGAAGCUGCGUUCUGUUCCGGCCUACCAGCACGAAGACAUCAUUUUACGCGCGUGCGACAUGGCUGCUGAAAGCAGGGAUGGAGGUAUGAGCGGAGCUGGAGGUUCAGGUGGAGAAGAAAGGGACACUGACGGCCCACCUGUCUCUAAAAUAAGCCGCAUAGAGGGGAACGGAAAGAACGGCGGCGUUUUUAGGGGCACGCUUCCCGGUACCGAUGAGGGCAAAGGCCAAAUCAGACAAGAGAUUUUCAAAUACCUGGCUGAGCCUCUUGUCCAAGGUACCCCCGAUUUGUUUCAGUUCUGGAGCUCAACCGUGAGUGAGAAGUUCCCCAGGCUGGCACGCCUGGCCCUGUGGCUCCUCGCCGUGCCCGCCGUGGGCAUCCGAAGCGAGUGUGUGACGGUGUGUGAGCAGAGCCUGAACAUGAAGAGGAGGCAGCAGGUCACCGCAGAGGAAAUGAACAAGCUUAUAUUCCUUCGCUCCAACAUGGGUUAGAAGAACAUGGCAUCAAACCUGAAGAAACCAAACUUUCACCCAAUUACUGAAGACUCUUAACUCAUAAACUGUAGUUUUAGAUGAACUGUAAACAUGCGCGUGUAGAAAACCUGAUUACUUCUCAAGACAGACGUUUCCAGAAAACCUCACAUUGUAAAGGUUUAACCACCUUUCAAACAUUAUCGCUUAUUUUCUAUAGUGAUUGGACUUCUGUAAAGCACCUUAAACAGGUAGCAGGGGGCGCAAUGGUAACUGUCACAAGUGCAGGUAAUCCUGUCUGGUACGCCGUCUUUAGGUUUGGGGCUGCACACGGAAAAGGGGAAGAGUUUGACCUCAUCACAGUCAGUGAGCUGAAACACUUAUCAGUCUACAUGUGAAACUGCUCGAAGGCUACAAUGCUGUUAUUCUGUUGUUGACAACAUUUUCAGGUAAAGUCAGCGUUCACCGUUUGAAUCUGCUGCCACACACUCAACGGUUCGUCCGAGACGCUCUGAGAGUUCCACACUGUGUGUGACAAAAGACUCAAGCUGUGGAUUUUCACUGCCAUUGCACCUCUUUACAAGGAACUGCACUAGGUUUCUGAGUUACACACAAUCGCUCAAUAGAAGAAAAAAAGUUCAGCCUCGGACAACUAAAGCUCAGUCAUUUCAGAUGAUUUGAUGGUUAUUUCAAAGAUGUAGCUUUGGAUCAGUUGCAUGCCCUGCAUGCAAGACUUGCACAAGAUAGUUUGAAAAAAAACACAAAGUUCAAAACUUUUUUGCUUUCAGUUUGUUUUUGUUUUUUUCCCACAAAUAUUUUCGCUACAUGUGCAAAGAGGAAAUCGUUACUUUGUGACAAGUCAUCCAUCUUCACUGGUAGAUUAUUUUAGCAUAACAAACAUAAACUAAAGAGGUUUACUGAGGCUAAUCGGAAAAGCUUGAUGUUCUUUAUUUUUAGUGUAACUAGGAUCUGCAUCAGUCCCCUUGACCUUUUCAGGUAUGAUGUUUUACAAAGAUGAGAUAAAUAAUAUUUGACCCCUAACAUAUUUUGCGUAAUUUUGUAGUUUUUUUGUUUUGUUUUUUAACUCCAAAAGCGCUCGUGUUCAGAAAUGGAUGCUUUUUUUCCCUCAUAAUCAACAUUUUUAUGUAUUUAUUUUUUCUUUCUUAAUUUGAGUGAGAUUUUAUAAUUAGAAGGAGUUCACGCACACAAAAGUGUUUAAUUCAUAAAGGACCCGACGGAAGAAAAUUGUUGCUAAUGUUUUUCACUGUUUCCUGGUUCCAGUUGCAGCAUCGUCUUCCUCACCUGAGCGACGCAUUUCCAUUUUUUUUAAGGCAAUAAGCUUUAAAUAAAUCUUACUAUUACCUGACUGUUCUCACGACACUCCUGCAGUUCAAUUACCCACCGGGAUAUUUAUAUUUUACGUCUGGAAAAAAAACAAAAUAAAUAAAAAUAAAAAAAACAACAGGAUAUUCUCAGGAAUGAGCACAUUCAAGCAGGCACCGCCACUUUUAACUCACUGUACCCAAACGAAACCAAACGGACCUCAGCGCUGAGGUGUAAACCCCAACUAUGGCUUUUAGGAAACCUUCCACCCCACGAUGCAGUUCUGCGACAGACGAGGGGACACAUUAGUCAAGCACAGGCAGAUUCCAGCUACAGCUUGCUUUUGGUCACAUGUGUUGCCUUUGCUUCUAGCUGGUGAAGUGCUUGGUUGUUGCGUCCGUUUUUCGAGCCUUAAGUCUCUGUCUUUUCUCGCCAACACCAUGCCUUUUAUUUUCCUUUUUGUAUGGUAGCCUUCUGUUGGCAGUUCCACGUGGACUUCCAGAGGCUGAAGACGCUGUCCUCUCAUAUUCGCCGUCGUGCAGUGCUUUCGGCGCGUCGUGGCCAGUUCUGAUUCCAUAACUCCACAAACACUGUCUUGUGUUUUUGAGUCUGCUGACAGCGCCACAUGCAUUUCAUUUUGCUGAAAGAUUGCUUCUUAAUCCGAAAGGCUGCAGUGGGAUACUUUUUAUUUAUUUAUAUGCUGUCAACCACACACACAAACACCUCUUAAUCUGCCGUUGAAGUGAAUUUUCAUAUAAAAAAACAUCAUUCUGGAUUUGACAGGGCCAAAAAAUAUGACCUCUUUGGGUUUGUUUUGUCAUUUUUUUUGCUCAUCUUUAGGCUCUGGCGCAACCUGAUGUCAUUUCAGAAAAUAAAAGAUCUUUUGGUUUUUUUUGAUUUAAAGGUACAUUUUCACUUAAGCUAAUUCUUUAUUUUAUUUAGAGAACCUCAUAGUGUUGAAUAUGUCUUCUUGACUGAACUCGCUUUUUAAUCAAAAAGGGAAAAGAAAUAACUUACUGAAAACAAUAAAAUUGUUUUUGUUUUUUUAAAGUUGCUAAACAAAAGGAAGUUGACGAAAACUUCUUUGCUUAAAUCGCGUACAUGUUUUGUUCAACAAAACCACUAAAAACAGUGACUGUAAAGGUGAGAAUAUUGGUCUACACUCAAAAAUAAUACCUCUAACCAUUUAACACCUUUUAAAAAAACCUUUGUUUUUACUGUAACCUGUAAGUUUGACUCCUUUUUUUUCUGCUUAACAGCAUCAUCUGUUUUUCGAAUGAUCGUUUUGGUGAAACGACUGAACUAAGAUGAUAGUAAACUGUAUUGAAACGGUUGUCCAAUGUUUUACCUCAAUACCCACAAGGCAGUGUUGUGAUAGAAAGAUGGAAGGUCAGAGAACUAGUCUGAAUACUGUACACUACUUUGCUGUUUUAGCAAAGGACCCUCGGCUGAACCGAUGAAGGGAUUUCUCUCACUGUUUUAUUAACUUAAGUAUUUUCAAUAGGAUACGCUCUGGGACAAAACGCCAUUGUUGACAUAUUAAUGUCAAUUUACUUACAAACAGCAUUCUUUUUUUUCUUUUUUGUUGUUAAAAAUGAAAACUAUAUAUCUAAGAUAUGCAUGCUUUUAAUAAAAGUUCUGAUAUAUAACGUCAUAAGCCAGUGUUUCUCAUCAAAAUGGAAAUGUAUCAUAUUGGCUUUGAGGUGAUGCUACUUCCCAACACUAAUGAAGCAGUCAGGUAACUGAACUUUGACCCUGCAACUUGAGAGUUGCUGUGCCGUUUGUUGGCGGGUUGACGUCAUCCGUUUCCAGAGGAUCUAUCAUGUAAAUAGAGGAGAACUGCUGUUUUUAUGCCACAAGAGGGCGACCUUCAUUUCAGAGUUCAGAAGUAGGGAGCACCAAUAACAUUUUACCUCUUUUUUCUACAGUAGCAUUUCAAAGGGUUUUGAUAUUAUAGAAAACAUCAACUUAGAUACGGUUACUAGAAAACUGAAUUCAGCUGUAAGUUGUAUUUUUCUUUUAGGAUUUUAACUUAUUCAGACAAAAGCUCAGUUGUAAAGUGUUGUAAACGAAAGCUAACAUGGGGAUCUGUUCUGUUCUACUAGUACUAUUAAUUCAGGUUAACCAACUUGGUGUUGCUUUCAUCUUAUUUUACUGGCUUUUCUUCCUUUUUAUACUCUGCUGAAAUGAAAAGACUCUUAGAUUUGUUGUUUUAUUAUUAUUAUGUUGUUUUUUUUUUGUCUUUUUACCACACUUUGGCAGCAGAUUCCUGUGUAGAUUCAGAUCUGAGUUGUCUUAUUAGUAAACCUAAUUUAUACUUUUGUAGCAACACUAUUUUUAUAUAAUGGCAAAGAAAAGGAUCAGUGUCUUUUUUUUUUUGGUUCCCUUUUUUUUCUGUGUCAGAUAUGACAGCGCUGUUAAAUGUUUAUUGAAUACAUUACCCUCUGUAGUAUGUUAUGUGUGAAUAAACUCCACAUUUGUGUCAA
This is a messenger RNA of Oryzias latipes (Japanese medaka), 6975 nucleotides long. It is a transcript of the gene znf618, whose product is annotated as zinc finger protein 618. The record is from RefSeq and is a predicted model, not a curated record. Gene Ontology annotation, molecular function: protein dimerization activity. Lineage: Eukaryota; Metazoa; Chordata; Actinopteri; Beloniformes; Adrianichthyidae.